This is a messenger RNA of Galeopterus variegatus (Sunda flying lemur), 5727 nucleotides long. It is a transcript of the gene SLC9A7, whose product is annotated as solute carrier family 9, subfamily A (NHE7, cation proton antiporter 7), member 7. Gene Ontology annotation, biological process: sodium ion transport; proton transmembrane transport; regulation of pH. The record is from RefSeq and is a predicted model, not a curated record. Gene Ontology annotation, cellular component: membrane; recycling endosome. The coding region runs from base 189 to 1856 and encodes 555 amino acids. Gene Ontology annotation, molecular function: sodium:proton antiporter activity. The transcript has 16 exons. Lineage: Eukaryota; Metazoa; Chordata; Mammalia; Dermoptera; Cynocephalidae.
GGCUCAUCGUUGGGGUGAUCCUGAGGUAUGGCACCCCUGCCACCAGUGGCCGUGACAAGUCACUCAGCUGCACUCAGGAAGACAGGGCCUUCAGCACCUUGUUAGUGAAUGUCAGUGGGAAGUUCUUCGAAUACACCCUGAAGGGAGAAAUCAGCCCUGGCAAAGUCAACAGUGUAGAGCAGAAUGACAUGCUGCGGAAGGUAACAUUUGAUCCAGAGGUGUUUUUCAACAUUCUGCUGCCUCCAAUUAUUUUCCAUGCUGGAUACAGUUUAAAAAAGAGACAUUUUUUCAGAAAUCUUGGGUCUAUUCUGGCGUAUGCCUUCUUGGGGACUGCUGUUUCCUGCUUCAUUAUUGGAAAUCUCAUGUAUGGCGUGGUGAAGCUCAUGAAGGUUGUGGGACAGCUCUCGGAUAAAUUUUACUACACGGAUUGUCUCUUUUUUGGAGCAAUUAUCUCUGCCACUGACCCAGUGACUGUGCUGGCGAUAUUUAAUGAAUUGCAUGCAGAUGUGGAUCUUUACGCACUUCUGUUUGGAGAGAGCGUCCUAAAUGAUGCCGUUGCCAUUGUACUGUCCUCGUCUAUCGUUGCCUACCAGCCAGCAGGGCUGAACACACACGCCUUUGAUGCUGCUGCCUUUUUUAAGUCAGUCGGCAUUUUUCUAGGUAUAUUUAGUGGCUCUUUCACCAUGGGAGCUGUGACUGGUGUUGUGACUGCUCUAGUGACCAAGUUUACCAAGCUGCACUGCUUCCCCCUGCUGGAGACGGCACUCUUCUUCCUCAUGUCCUGGAGCACGUUCCUCUUGGCAGAAGCCUGUGGAUUUACAGGUGUUGUAGCUGUCCUUUUCUGUGGAAUCACACAAGCUCAUUACACCUACAACAACCUGUCGGUAGAAUCAAGAAGUCGAACCAAGCAGCUCUUUGAGGUGUUACACUUCCUGGCAGAGAACUUCAUCUUCUCCUACAUGGGCCUGGCGCUGUUUACCUUCCAGAAGCAUGUUUUCAGCCCCGUUUUCAUCAUUGGUGCUUUUGUUGCCAUCUUCCUGGGCAGAGCUGCGCAUAUCUACCCACUCUCCUUCUUCCUCAACUUGGGCAGGAGGCAUAAGAUUGGCUGGAAUUUUCAACACAUGAUGAUGUUUUCAGGCCUCAGGGGGGCAAUGGCAUUUGCAUUGGCCAUCCGCGACACGGCAUCCUAUGCUCGCCAGAUGAUGUUCACGACCACCCUCCUCAUCGUCUUCUUCACUGUCUGGAUCAUUGGCGGAGGCACAACACCCAUGUUGUCAUGGCUUAAUAUAAGAGUUGGAGUCGAGGAGCCCUCUGAAGAGGACCAGAAUGAACAACGCUGGCAGUACAUCAGAGUUGGUGUUGACCCAGAUCAAGACCCACCACCCAACAACGACAGCUUUCAAGUCUUACAAGGGGAUGGCCCAGAUUCUGCCACAGGAAACCGGACAAAGCAGGAGAGUGCGUGGAUAUUCCGGCUGUGGUACAGCUUUGACCACAAUUACUUGAAGCCCAUCCUCACACACAGCGGCCCUCCACUGACCACCACUCUCCCUGCCUGGUGUGGCUUGCUAGCUCGAUGUCUGACUAGUCCCCAGGUGUACGACAACCAAGAGCCCCUAAGAGAGGAAGACUCUGAUUUCAUCCUGACCGAGGGCGACCUCACCUUGACCUAUGGGGACAGCACAGUGACUGCAAAUGGCUCUUCAGGCUCCCACACGGCCUCCACGAGUCUCGAGGGCAGCCGGAGAACAAAGAGCAGCUCUGAGGAAGUGCUGGAGCGAGACCUGGGAAUGGGAGACCAGAAGGUUUCGAGCUGGGGCACCCCCCUAGUGUUGCCUCUGGAUGAUAAUGCAUGACUUUCCCGCCAAACCCUGAAGUGAUGGGGUUGGCCCCGGUGGGGUGACGAUGGUUGCAAGCCCCAGUGGUGUUUGAAGCGGGGCAUGGACUGCAUUGAACUUACGCUUCUAAUUCAUUGAGGUCUGAAGCUAUCUUAAAACUUAAAAUUUACCCCAAGAUGCAGAUGGUGAGGCUAAAGUGUCUUUAAAUUAAGGCAAAUGCAGACCUAUUCCCACUUUUUCACGUAGUAGUGCGUUGUUUCAGAGUUAAAUGAAAACUAGCAUGCUUUACUGGUCUCUUCAUUCAUUCGCCUGCAGUAUCCAAACCGGGUGGGGCAGGGAUUGGGAUCCCUCCCACAAGCGGCUUCAUCUCAGUGCACAGCAGUGCGUGUCUCGCUGGCUGCAGGCAUAUUAAGUUAGGGGAGAACAGGCUAGGAGAAAGUUCUCAAAAGAAGGCAAUUGAUAUUGGACCUCCAAAGAUUAUGGGAAGCUGAUGUUAAAUGGGACAGAAAACAUGAAAAAGCAACUUGAGUGGAGGCUUCAGCAACGAAGGCUGUGUUUGCAAUCUCAUGUCAGGCUUCCUGACUUUUUGUGCUACCUGUGUUUCUUCUAGACUGAAGAUUAGAAAAUAUAUCCAUGAACAUUUCAACAUGGAGGAAAGAAUUAUAGUUCCUUCUCUGGAAAUCUCCAUAAAGAAGUAGUUACUGAAAUGUUUAAAACCAAAGGAAAAUAGUGUUAUACUAUUGUUUUUUAAUUAGUCUGAGGACAGGAGGUAUUUAGAGGCAGAUGAUGAUAUCACUACAAAAAUAAUUCAACUUUUGAGGGCUACCAUAUGAGCUGAUUGCCUGGGAAAUGAUUAAGUAGCACUGGGGUAGCUACUGCAGGCUUAGAAAUAACACCAAAAUUUACAGGCUGCUUUUAUGUGGGGAAGAGAAUGCAGCCAGACCUAAGAGGCGAUCGGCUAGUAUUCAGAGGGAAAGAAAUCUCAAUGCAAAAAAGUUAACUGCAAAGAAAAUACAAGAUAGUAGUCUCAAGACUGGGUAGAACUCCAAACUUCAAGCUGAUGACUGCACGAAAUUUCAGUGGCCAUGCAAGGAAUCUGAGACUAGUCAGUGGAAUGUUAAGGAUUAUUCAGACCAGUAGAAGGUUUGUCUUCUAUAAGAUUAAGUAUCCAGGGUCUUUACACUACUGAGUGCCAUGAGGAGAAGGGUUAUUUCUUGGUAUCUAGGAAGCCUUGUUGCUCCAGCUUAAUAUGUAGGUGUGGCUUGAAAUUUAGGUUUUUAGUUUUGGUUUUUUCUGGGUGAGCUAUUCUACCCACCCACUUAUGGGGGAAAGGGGGGUUUCAUCUCAACUGAGCUGAAGAAGCUCUACUCAGACUUGAAGUUUUCUGGGAACCUGGAAUUAAAUUAAUUUAAUUCUUUGCUGUCAAGCUUUCCCUUCAUUUGUCCCCAUGCCUGAAUCCUCAUUGGAUUUCUCAGAAUAAGGGUGAGCCCAUUUACAGAGUAGAAGGUUGAGGUCACUUUGCUGUCACAUGGUGGUGGUGGUGUAGGUAGCAGGUAAUUAAGGAGAUGCCAACUUUUGUAUAGCACCCAUAGAGAGAAGAUAAAAACUCCUGCUGUUUCUUUUAAUACUCUUUUUGGGAACUACCAGGAAACCUAAGCUUUCUCUCUUAGAGAAGGAAAUUUGGAGUUUAAAUAAGGCCACAUUUCUUCCUAGGAAACAAGCACAGGAAGGGCAUAUAGACUCUGCCCAUCCAGGGUACUAACUGGUGUGAUCAAACAAAUAAGCGUUGAUUCCUUGAAGCCAAAAACCAUAUGGUGACAUCACGUGUUUCAUCAAGCAAACAGCAAGGAGCUCUUUAGGCUGUGUUCUCUAGACCUGAAAAUAUCCUCUGAGGUUUGGUUGACAAAUGAAAUCUCUUUAGAAAGCAUUCAGAAUGUUAUCUCGGCUGUCUACCACCAUUUCAGUCUAGGGCAAAGAAUUCCUUCCAAAAUAGAGGUCUGUUUCACAUUACCACCCCCCUCCCCCCAUGAUCUCUCUCCCUUUCUUUGCCUUUGGUGGAAGCAAAUGUCAUCACGUCAGAUAUUCAAUGUGAGCAAGUGAUUUACAAAUGCAGAAGCACCACCACCACCCUUGGGGAAGAGCUGCGGCAGGGCAGUUGAGCAACUCAUCAGAGGUGAAAGUCAUCCUCUUGGAAACCUCCCUUGUCUCCAUCAUGAGUUCUAAGAGGUGUAGUAAAAUGUAAUCUGGAAUGAGGGCUGCUGGAAAGCCAGGUUGCUUGUCUAAUAAGUACAUGACUUCUUACUCCACUUCAGCAGUGGGGAAUUUGAGAAGCUCCAUGCCUGCCUUUUGAUGUUGAUUCUAUAGAUUAGUUAGUGCAGGAAUGAGCCUGUCAGAUACAUUAGACUUCUGUCACUGAGUUCCGAUCUCUUCUGUUGUUUUUAAAGUAAGAAUCUGGCUUGCCAGUGAUGGUUACUGCAUUCUGAUACAGUAAGUCGAAGGAAUCUAGUAGCCAAGAGUUGUAGUUUGGGAAGAACCCAUCUAAAUGCUGCUUUCACCACUCUGAUACCUGAAAAGAACUUUCUGCUUUCUCAGACCUAAUAAGAACAACACAUAGAGAAAUACUGUAGAAACCAAUGCUAGUGUCUAACUAAGAAAAGCAAGUAGACUCUCUGACAAUCCUUUCAAAACAAGACCUAGAAAUCAUUUUUCCCAGUUUCGAUUUUCAUAAAGUUUUUUUAUAUUAACAAACACAUCUUGUCACCAAGUGCUAGCAAAAGUUGUAAAGAACAAAACCAAAGUUUUUGAUGUUAGUUUUAUUUUCACAAGCAGGGUAUUCUACAACCAGGGCCCAUACAGAACACGCAGGCAGCCAGUUCUCUGUUACCCAAGCCUCGGAGAAGAUGAGAAGGAAGGUCUGCCUGCUGUGUUGCCGUUUGAAAAGGUCUGAAGCAGAUGUGAGAGCACAUGGCAGAGGUCACCUUCUUGUUCUGAUGGCCACCUUUUUAGAAGGCUUAACAGAAAUGCCAAAUGUCAUGGUUGAUUCUUGAGUCUUGACCAGUGGAAAACUGUCUGGGCCUAUAAUAUAUUGGAGGAACUCAGAAAAGGACUUGUAAACAGUAUGAAGAACUCGACAUCUGCUGUCUAAAACACUUAAGUUAUGAUCCAGGUGUUACUGGGUUACAUGGACAUUUGGGGGCUAACUUUUGUUGUGAUUGUUUCAAUUGUGGUCUUUGGAGAAGUAGAGGAAUGACUUUCAGUUAUGUGGGUGGAUUUGGAAUUUACCACUGAAAUCACUCAGAGUGUGACUUCAUAGUAGGGUCAGCUCCUCUUAGGUAGUCUUUUUAUUUUUUACAUAUAAUACAUCUGGUUCUUUCUUGGAAAGUUUUACUAUGUCCAUUAAAGUGAUUAAAUGGGAAGGCCACCAAGAUUCAUUUAGUAACAGAAAAGGAAUUUUUUAAAUAGCAUAGGAUGAAUUUAACAUGGAAUGAUGUGACCUUCUGGGGAUCUUUUUAUAGAGAGCUUACAUACUAAUUGGGGAGAAUUUUGUCUUCUAUUUACAGUCAACAGCAGCAAACUGAUGGUUUUAUAAAAUUAACAUUAUAGUAUGUUACAUAAAUAAACAUCUUACAUAAAACGACAUUAAGUAUAACUGUGAAAAAUUAAAGGCUUGGAGUUAUCUGCAACCUUUAUGUGCAAUAAGGAAAAUUGCAGUAGGCCCCCAAAGUGCUAUUUCUCCCUAGCAUUUUACUUAAUGUUUACCUUUGUGCAUAUGUUUAGAUUGCUAUUGUAAAGCUAGCCACAUUUUCCUGCCCUUUACUGAUAUUUAACACAUUUUUCUCAAAGCUUUUUUUUUUUUUUUACAAAACUCAAAAUAAAAAGAUUAACUGGC